Myotis davidii is the source of this 4802-nucleotide messenger RNA. RefSeq names its product epidermal growth factor (gene EGF). The transcript has 23 exons. Lineage: Eukaryota; Metazoa; Chordata; Mammalia; Chiroptera; Vespertilionidae. Gene Ontology annotation, molecular function: calcium ion binding. The record is from RefSeq and is a predicted model, not a curated record. Bases 486 to 3995 code for a protein of 1169 amino acids.
UUCUCAACAAGGGAAACUGUACUUGGGGAGGAAUCCGAUCUCCAUAUUUCUUCUUUCAGCUUCAUCAAGGGUCGUGGUUGGAACCUUCCAUCAAUUCUUUUCUUUUUCUUCCUUUCUUUUUUUCCCUCUCUCUCCCUCUCUCUAGCCCUUGCCUGUUGCUCUCUCUGCCUGUCACAGUCAAGUCAGCUGCAGGCCUCCUCCACCGUGUGGCUGGGACAUUGUGAAAUGUGUCAGAAGGGUGUCAGGUAUUUCUUGCUGGCUUCCCAAAAACGGAGAUAAAGAAGUCUUUCCCGGGGUGCCCCUCUCAGGCUACUUUUGGGCACUGUCUUGAGUUGAAGCAGAAGGAGGUGAAGGGCGACAGCAAAAGAGCCCGGGAGAAGAUGCCCGGGGGCUGCCGGCCAGCGGGUGAGCACUCCUGGGGCAGACGUACCUGCCUCGCUAUGCUCAGCCAAAGUCAAGUUAGUCUCUAUUGACAGUUCAAGCCCAUGGAGACCAUGCUGCUCUUCCUUGUCACUCUGUUGCCGGUAGUUUUUAGUCUCCCAGCACUCCGUCCCUGGAGCUGUCCUGAAGGCUCCCCCUCGGGCAAUGGGAGCUCCACGUGUGCAGGUCCUGCACCCUUCUUAAUUUUCUCUCAUGGAAAUAGCAUCUUUAGGAUUGACCUGGAAGGAACCAAUCAUGAGAAAUUGGUGACAGAUGCUGGUGUAUCAGUGAUCAUGGACUUUCAUUACAAUAAAGAAAGAAUCUAUUGGCUAGAUCCAGAAAGACAACUUUUGCAAAGAGUUUUUCUGAAUGGGACAAGGCAAGAGAGAGUAUGCACUAUAGAGAAAAAUGUCUCAGGAAUGGCAAUAAAUUGGAUAAAGGAAGAACUUAUUUGGUCAAAUCAACAGGAAGGAAUCAUUACAGUCACAGAUAUGAAAGGAAACAAUCCCCGUGUUCUCUUAAGCACCUUAAACUAUCCUGCAAACGUAGCCGUCGAUCCAGUAGAAAGGUUUAUAUUUUGGUCUUCAGAGGUGGCCGGCAGCCUUCACAGAGCAGACCUCAAAGGUGUGGAAGUGAAGAUUCUGUUCGAGACAUCAGAGAAAAUAACAGCUAUGUCACUGGAUGUGCUUGAUAAACGGCUCUUUUGGAUUCAGUACAACAGAGAAGGGAGCAAUUCUCGCGUUUGUUCCUGUGAUUAUGAUGGAGGUUCUGUCCAUUUCAGCAAACAUCUUGCACGGCACAAUUUGUUUGCAAUCUCCGUUUUUGGAGACCGUCUCUUCUACUCAACAUGGAGAAAGAAGACGAUUUGGAUAGCCAACAAACACACGGGGAGGGAUAUGGUUAGGAUUAACCUCAACUCAUCACUUGCACCACCUGGUGGAAUUAAAGUAGUACACCCACUUGUACAGCCCAAGGCAGAGCCUGAUGCUGGGAUGUCUGAUCAGAAACUCUGCAAACUGAGGAAAGGGAACUGCAGAGGCAGCGUGUGCGGGCCAGCCCCGAAGCCCUAUCUGUGCGCGUGUGCGGAGGGCUACGCCCUAAGCCGGGACGGGAAGCGCUGUGAAGAUGUCAAUGAAUGUGCCUUUUGGAAUCAUGGCUGUACUCUUGGGUGUGAAAACACCCCUGGAUCCUAUUAUUGCACAUGCCCUGCAGGAUUUGUCCUGCUUCCUGAUGGGAAACGGUGUCACCAAUUAAUUUCCUGUCCAAGCAAUGCAUCUGAAUGCAGCCAUGACUGUGUUCUGACUUCAGAUGGUCCCAUAUGUUUCUGUCCUGAAGGCUCAGUGCUUGAGCCAGAUGGAAAAACAUGUAGUGGCUGCUCAUCACCUGAUAAUGGUGGAUGUAGCCAACUCUGCCUCGCUCACAGCCCAGUAUCCUGGGAAUGUGGCUGCCUUCCUGGGUAUGACCUUCAACUGGACAAAAAAAGCUGUGUAGCUUCAGGACCACAGCCGUUUUUGCUGUUUGCCAAUUCUCAAGAUAUUCGACACAUGCAUUUUGAUGGAACUGAUUAUGGAACCCUACUCAGCCAGCAGAUGGGAGCGGUUUUCGCUCUAGAUCAUGACCCUGUGGAAAAUAAGGUAUACUUUGCCCAUACAGUCCUGAAGUGGAUAGAGAGAGCCAAUAUGGAUGGUUCCCAGCGAGAAAGGCUCAUCGAGGAAGCAAUAGAUGCUCCCGAAGGUCUUGCUAUAGACUGGAUUAACCGUAAACUCUAUUGGACAGACAGAGGGAAAUCUGUCAUUGAAGGCAGUGAUUUAAGUGGAAAACAUCGUGAAAUACUCAUUAAGGAGGAUGUCUUUCAGCCUCGAGGAAUCGCUGUUCAUCCCAUGGCCAAGAGAUUAUUCUGGACUGACAUGGGGAUUAAUCCACGAAUUGAGAGUUCUUCUCUUCAAGGCGACGGCCGGCUGGUUAUCGCUAGCUCUGAGCUGGUCUGGCCCAGUGGAAUAACGAUCGAUUUCUUAACUGACACGUUGUAUUGGUGCGAUGCCAAGCAGUCUGUGAUUGAAAUGGCCAAUCUGGAUGGUUCAAACCGCCAAAGACUUGCCCAGAACGAUGUAGGUCACCCGUUUGCUGUGGCUGUGUUUGAGGAUCACGUGUGGCUCUCCGACUGGACCAUGCCAUCGGUAAUAAGGGUGCACAAGAGGACUGGCAAAAACAGGGUACGUCUCCGAGGCAGCAUGCUGAAGCCCUCAUCACUGGUUGUAGUUCAUCCAUUGGCAAAACCAGGAGCGGAUCCCUGCUUAUUCCAAAAUGGAGGCUGUGAACAUAUUUGCAAAGAGAAGUUUGGAAUUGCUCGGUGUUCAUGUCGUGAAGGUUUUGUGAAAGCCCCAGGUGGGAAGAAGUGUCUGGUUCUAAAUGUUCAUCAGAUAUCGGCAGGUAGCAACGCAGAUCUAAGUAAUCAAGUAAUGCCAUCAGGCAUCUUAUCCAGCAGUCGAGGAUCUGAAGAUAACAUUACAGACUCUCAACAUAUGCUGGUGGCUGAAAUCAUGGUGUCAGAUGAAGAUGACUGUAGUCCCGUGAGAUGUGGUCCACACUCUCAGUGCGUCUCAGAGGGAGAGGUUGCCACGUGUCAGUGUUUGAGAGGAUUUGCUGGGGAUGGAAAAGUAUGUUCUGAUAUUGACGAGUGCGAACUGGGCGUGCACACCUGUGGGGAAAAUUCCACCUGUACAAACACAGAGGGAAACUACACCUGCCUGUGUGCCAGCAGCCUGUCUGAACCCCAGCGGAGUUGCCCCGACUCGACUCCACCCUCUCACCGCAAGGAGGAUGGGCGCCAUUCUGUGAGAAAUGGUUACUCGGAAUGCCCCCCGUCCCACGCCGGGUACUGCCUCCACGGCGGCAUGUGUAUGUACAUUGAAGCCGUGGACCGCUACGCAUGCAACUGUGUCGUGGGCUACGUCGGGGAGCGCUGUCAGCACCGCGACCUGAAAUGGUGGGAGCUGCGCCACGCGGGCCGCGGGCGGCAGCGGAGCAUCACGGUGGUGGCCGUCUGCGUGGUGGUCCUGGUCCUGCUGCUGCUGCUGGGGCUGUGGGGCGCCCACUACCACAGGACUCAGAAGCUGCUAUCGAAAAAUCCAAAAAACCCUUACGAAGACUCGAACAGAGAUGUGAGCGCCAGGCCUGCAGAUGGAGAGGCUGGGAUGUCCCCUGGCCCCCAACCUUGGUUUGUGGUUCUAAGGGAACACCAGAGUCUUGGGGAUGGGACUCGACCUGUGGCCCCCCAGGACGGCCAGGCAGCAGAUGUUGGCCAGUUUACCUCCCUGGAGUCUGGGUCAGUGCAACCGAUAUUGUUUAUGAAGGAGCCCCAGAUGCGUGUGGGCACAGGGUACGGCGGCUGCGUUCCACCACCCAGUGGUAAUGGCUCUGUCCCCCAGAGGAUGGAAGGUAGCUUUCCUCUCCCCUCCUCUGGGGCACAGCCCAAGGCUGAGGGGGUGGAGAAGCCCCAUUCUCUCUGGUCGGCUAACCCAUCCUGGCAACAAAGGGCCCCGGAUCCACCACAGCAAGUGGAGCUGACUCAGUGAAAACUGGAAGUUGAAGAAGAACACACUGUAUGUGUGGACGGACGGUAAUGCUUUGUUUCAAAAAGAAGAGGGAAAGAAAAUACACAUCUGACUCCUCAAUCUCUACAACUAAUCACCUGCUCCGCAUCCUGGAAGCAAAUAUGAACUGUGUUUUUGCUUCUUCCUUCAAAGAAGUCCUGCUCCGGAUUUUCACAUCAGAGUAACUGGGAGAACCACUAGAUAACUCAUUAGAAACCAAAUGGGGACAGUGUUGCUUUAUAAAUUGUGUGGUCUUCAAUAAUCAAUACAGAUAGAUUCUUUUUCCCCUGCAGCCCCAGAAGAAAUCUGGGGUUGAAGCAGGCAAUCACACAGGUUUGGCCAGUUAUAAUGUAAUUGGACAGAACAUUUAGCGCAAUCUUAUGAAAUGGUUAGAAUAUUAAAAUUACUGUUAUAAUACAUUGCAGGCAUUUAAUUUAUCACUAUUUAACUUACCCAAGCUGGUAAUUUUGAGAACGAAUUAUAAUAAAUUAAUGGAAGAUGUACUCAUUUAAAAUCUGAUUUCCUCAGAAUUAGAUGACUUAUUUUUCUAUCUAAAAAUCUUUAAAUGAAAAUGUUACCCAACAGACCUCAGUGUUUCUUAGGCAUUGCUCUCCUCUCCCCCUGAGAAGUUUUUUCUAAUGAAAAUGAUAAAUUUGCCCUGUAUGUGUUUGCACAUAGUUUUACUUAUUUUCAAAUGUGAGAUUGUAAGCAAAUUGCCAGAUUUAUUUUCAUUAUGAACAGCAAUUGAUUUCUUCUAAUUAUUUAAAUAAAAUCACUGUAAAAGAUAAA